UAAAAAUAAGUAGUGCAAAUAAAAUAACGCCCAACUGUUGAAAUCCCGCUAAGGCAUGCUUCCGCUAGUAGUCAGAGGGUUUAAGCACACGCUACCAUUCGUCUUCCCCAGCCACCACCAUCACCUGCGCCUUCACUUCUCCCGCUCUCUCAUGGCUACCGCUACUUCAGCUAAGCGAGUUGGCACUCACAAUGGCAGCUUCCACUGCGACGAAGCCCUCGGCUGCUUCAUGAUUCGCCUCACCGACAAGUUCUCCAACGCCGAAAUCGUUCGCACCCGUGACCCCCAGGUUUUGGAGGGUCUGGAUGCUGUGCUUGAUGUUGGGGGUGUAUAUGAUCCUAGUAGGGAUCGGUAUGAUCAUCACCAGAAGGGCUUCGAGGAGGUGUUUGGCCAUGGGUUUAAGACUAAGCUGAGUAGUGCUGGUCUGGUUUACAAGCAUUUUGGGAAGGAAAUAAUAGCCAAGGAGCUUCAAGUUGAUGAAGGCCACCUAGAUGUGCAUCGGUUGUUCUUGGCUGUUUACAAAAGCUUUAUGGAGGCAAUUGAUGCUGUUGACAAUGGGAUCAAUCAGUACGAUACGGAACAGCCUCCAAGAUAUGUGAAUAACACACACUUGUCUUCAAGGGUGGGCAAGUUGAAUUUGGAUUGGAUAGAUCCUGAUCAAUCAACUGAGAAGGAGAAUGAAGCCUUUCAUCAAGCCAUGGAACUGGCUGGCAGUGAGUUUUUAAGUAGUGUUCGUUUUCAUGCAAAAUCAUGGUUACCAGCACUGUCUAUUGUAAUGGAGUGUCUCUUAGCAAGAUGGGGUGUUGAUCCUAGUGGAGAAAUCAUGGUUUUGACUCGAUUCUGCCCUUGGAAGCUUCAUUUAUUUGAACUUGAAGAAGAGAUGAAGAUUGACCCUCCCAUAAAAUAUGUUCUCUAUCAGGAUGAUAGGAGCAAACACUGGCGAGUUCAAGCAGUGGCGGUAGCUCCUGAUAGAUUUGAGAGCCGAAAGCCUCUAGCAUUGCAAUGGCGAGGACUUAGGGAUGAGGAGCUCUCGAAGGAGGCUGCAAUCCCCGGAUGUGUUUUUGUCCACAUGAGUGGGUUUAUUGGAGGAAAUCAAACAUAUGAGGGCGCUCUGGCCAUGGCAAAAGCUAGUUUGAAGCUUUGAUAGACAAGAUUGACUUAUUACUAAUUCAGAUUAGUAAAUUUUGGGCAUUUCAGCUGGAUCUUUGCUAAUUUCUUAAACUUUAGCCUGUUUUAUGUUCCUACGAUAUCGCCUUCGAUGAAAUUUUCCCUAUUUGGUUUCUACAAAAGUGUUAAGUAAACAUUGAUGCAGUGAUUUCAGAACCCACAAACUGGAAUAUGCAUUUGUUCUGUCAAUGACUUUGAAUAUGCAAUUUUCUCAGUCGAGCA
This is a messenger RNA of Prunus mume (Japanese apricot), 1389 nucleotides long. RefSeq names its product Metal-dependent protein hydrolase. Gene Ontology annotation, cellular component: cytoplasm; nucleus. The record is from RefSeq and is a predicted model, not a curated record. Lineage: Eukaryota; Viridiplantae; Streptophyta; Magnoliopsida; Rosales; Rosaceae.